Messenger RNA from Misgurnus anguillicaudatus (oriental weatherfish), 4386 nucleotides. It is a transcript of the gene fbxo10, whose product is annotated as F-box protein 10. NCBI's taxonomy places the organism in Eukaryota, Metazoa, Chordata, Actinopteri, Cypriniformes, Cobitidae. Gene Ontology annotation, biological process: regulation of apoptotic process; ubiquitin-dependent protein catabolic process. The record is from RefSeq and is a predicted model, not a curated record. Gene Ontology annotation, molecular function: protein binding.
UCGCUCUACGCAGCGCCGCAUGAUUUCAAACAUAAUUAGGGUCAAACGCACGUGUGUUGUUGCACAAUAAAAGCCAUGUUGCCUAACAACUGUAUCAUACAAUAGGGAAUAAUUAAAAACGUUUGACCCGAGAUUUAUUUUGCAGAACAGCACCCGCCUUCUGAAUUAAUAUGCAAGCGCCUCUGUUUUCCACGCCUCUAAAAGCACGGACAACGGCAAGAAAUCCGAGAUUUUCCCCGGAUGGAUACUGUCGUUUCUGCGCGUGACACAUUCGCUGUGAUGAUCUGUACGUGUGAUAAAACCUUAGCUGGGAACAGUAUGAUCAAAUUAGGUGAUCUGGCCAGGUGAGGUGGCAUGGUUCGUACAGACAUGGAGGUGGGAAGUCUGCCUGUUGAGCUUUGGCGUCUCAUCCUGGCAUAUCUGCCUCUCCCAGACCUAGGCCGCUGUUGUCUGGUUUGCAGAGCCUGGCGUGAACUCAUCCUGAGUUUGGACAGCACUCGCUGGCGCCAGCUCUGUCUGGGAUGCCCAGAAUGUCGCCACCCAAACUGGCCCCGUCGGCCCCACCUGCCUCCGCCGUCCUGGAGGGAGGCUCUUCGUCAGCAUGCUCUUGCCAGUCGUACCUGGACUCAGAAUGGCUCAGAGCUCCACUCGUCCGCCUGCCUCCAUCUUUUCCGCCGAAGGAAAGAUCGCAGGGUUUGGCACGUUGGCACAAUGGCAGGGGGUGGGUACGAGACGCUCAGGGGGGCGCUGGCUGUGGCAGGGCCUUACGACAAGCUGGUGCUUCAUGCCGGUGUGUAUGAGGAGCAGGUGGAAGUGGCCCUCAAGGUGCCAGUGGAGAUUGUCGGAAUGGGGAAGUUGGGGGACGUGUCGUUGUUGGUGUGUUUUGACCAGCAGUGCCCGACAGCGAGGCUGUGCAAUUUAGUGUUUAUGCCAGCGUGGUUUUCACCUGUGGUUUAUAAGACAUCCUCAGGUCAUGUCCAGUUGGACAACUGUAAUUUUGAGGGCUGUCAACUGCAUAUCAGGGGGCCAGGAACGUGUCAGGCUCGCUUCUGCUCCUUUGCCCAGGGCAGCUCUGCCCACUUUCUGGGUGUGGCCAUUAGUUUGAUGGACAGCUGUGAAUUCUCAGGGGGAGAUUCUGCGUCUGUCACUGUGGAAGGUGCUCCGGUCUCUGAACGCAAUUGGGCCUUCAAGCACCUGGUCGCCUUGGCUAAGACCUUUACCGUAAUGCCUACUAAUGGGUUUACAGAACGAACCAAACCAGAGGGCAAAGACGGCACAGGAGCUGAUAGUCCUGGAGACAGAACUUUAAAAGGAGUAAGCACAACAGAUGACUGGAAUAAAGAGGAAGUAGACUGGGAAACCAAUUGGACGAAGCAAAAAAAAGUAGAUAAUCUCAUUCCAGGUCAGGAUGGCACAGUUAUCGAUGAAGAUGGUAUGGAAACAUCGAGCGACUCCAGCGAGGAAGAAGAUGAGAAAGACGGCGAGAAAAGCACAGCUUUUAAACUUUCGUACGAGCAUCACGGACUAGCGCAUCUCUCCAAACCGCUAAUGGCAGAUUCAUCUGCAUUUCCUGCGCUGCUGGAUCUAUCCGCAGAGCUGCAGAGGGAUGUGGAGGCACGGGAAUUGGUGGCAUCAGUUCAAGGCUGCCUGCUGCGUUGCUGUCUGCUGCGGGAUGGAAAAGGUGGCGUGCACCUGUGCAAUCACGGUCAGGCUCGCCUGGAGGCCAACGUUUUCAGAGGCCUCAACUACGCAGUGCGCUGCAUCCAGUAUGCAAAAAUGGUGAUGUUGCGUAAUGAAGUGUGUGGGUGCAAGGCGUCUGGUGUGUUCCUGCGACUCUCUGCUCAAGGUCUCAUUGCCGAGAACAACAUCCACUCAAAUGGAGAGGCGGGAUUAGACAUCCGUAAAGGGGCCAACCCUGUCAUACUGUGUAACAGAAUCCACAGCGGCCUGCGUUCCGGGAUCGUUGUCCUGGGCAACGGGAGAGGUUCUAUUCGAAGCAACCAGAUCUAUGGGAAUAAGGAAGCUGGCGUCUAUAUUCUUUUUAACGGCAAUCCUGUGGUCAGUGGGAAUCACAUUUUCCACGGACUUGCAGCAGGCAUCGCUGUGAAUGAAAACGGAAGAGGACUGAUCUCUGACAACGUUAUUAGGCAGAACCAAUGGGGAGGUGCUGACAUCCGUCGAGGAGGAGAUCCAGUCCUGCGCAAUAACUUCAUCUGCUAUGGAUAUUCAGAUGGCGUGGUGGUGGGAGAGAGAGGGAGGGGUCUCAUUGAAGGCAACCACAUAUAUGGUAACAGAGGCUGUGGGGUAUGGGUCAUGUCAUCCAGUCUACCUCAGCUCACCGGGAACUACAUUAACCAUAACCGUAUGUACGGGCUUGCCGUCUUUUGCCGGAAGGACGCAGAGUCGACAGUGAGCAGAGACGGCUAUCGCUCUUUACAGGAGAGAGGAGUGGCGGCCGGAGAAAGGGACAGAGGAGGGCCGGAGAAUUUCAAUGAGGAAGGAGAAUUGAUGGCGUGGGAAAGUGACAUCGACAGCGAGGACGAACGCUUUUCCUCUCGACGACCAAUCACAGUUGCCCUAGUGGAAAACAACUGCAUGAGCCACAAUGGAGCAGUUGGAGUCUUUGUAAAAAGCAGCGAGCCUCUGAAUGUGGUGGCUAACAUGGUCAACAAUAACAGAGGAGCGGGAGUGUCAAUCAUUCAAAGCGCUCAGCUGACGCGAUUAGUCGGCAACUGUAUUCUUGGCAAUGGCUGGAUGGGCAUAACCGUGGACAGAGAAAGCAGGGUGGAGCUCCGCGGCAAUGGUGUCUAUGGCAAUGGCUGCCAUGGCGUCUGUUUCAGAGGCGAUGGUCUGAUUAUGGAAAAUGAUGUUGUUGGAAAUAAUUCCGUUGGAAUACGAGUGAUGGACAACGCAGAUGUUAAAGUAUUGAGGAAUCGCGUUCAGGCAUUGCGGGGUUAUGGGAUUACAGUGAAGGAGCGGGUACGAGGUGUGGUGCAGGAAAACCUGGUUUAUCAAGGACACCCUACAAAUACUAAAGCCCCAAUACGAACCAGUCCACAGAACCUGGAGUGUGUCGUACUUAAUAACUCUCUGGUCACACCAAGAUCACAAACCAUUUGGGCUUUGGAAAAUCCACCUCCUCGUCCUCACAAUAGUAACCCUUCUAGUGUCCCACCCGCAACAACACACCCCACUCACCUCGCCAUCACAAUGACAAACCGAAUCACUGCCUCCGUAGAAAGUGGUUGCCAUAACAAUGGCAGCAUCUUCUGCUCUAUUCUUUGAAGAACGGGGGACCACAUCAGAUUUGAUGACAUUUAUAAAACCAAGCCCUCAUGACUUCCUAAUCCACUUGGAAAUAAAGGAAUGAGUUGGAGUUCUAGGAUCAUGUCGGGUUAGAUCAGUAGUUCUCAAACAGGGGGGCACGAGAUGAUGCCUGGGGCCCAGUUUAAUGACAUUUUACACUAUAUUAAUUCUGUGGGCACAAAGGAAGGCACCCCAAACGAGGUAGGGCCACGCACCAAAAAGUCUGAGAACCACUGUGUUAGAUGAUGAACGAACAAAAACGUGACGUUAUUCAAAAAGCACUUAGCACUCACUACUUUAGAAUAUUAUGUUUACCAAAGGUCUUUCUCAAUCAAACUAUGAAGUUUUUCUGUUACCAAUCCACUUUGAGUGAGAUAUUUCACUUACACAAAAUGGAAAGUGGGCUGGUUUGGGAUCAUCUUGCUGGAGCACUUACUGUUUGUAUUUGAUCACACAUAAACUGUCUACUUCACUCAACAGUGCACAUUUGUGUUGGGAACCAUAGACUGUACUAUAUCUCAAUUUUUUGAGACAGGAUUAAACCGUGGAAUUAAGGAACAAAUUCAGCAUCGAUUGAAGGUGCAUGGCUGUUCCUAUUAAAAAGUAACAUGUACUUAUUAAUGUGACCAGCAAAUUUAUAGCCUGUUAUUAUUAUUAUUUUACACAGAAACUCAAAGUCAGAUGGCAGUGAGAGACGUUUCACGUGACUUUCUGUUCUCCCAAAAGACCAGAAGCAGUGCUGCAAAUAGGAGAUAAACAGGUUCGGUGCUCCCUGGGAAUUCUGGUCACGCUGCUUGUGCUGUAAUGAAUAAAAACAUCAUUCGCUGGGUACAGUGAUGCAGCCAGUCGGGUGAUGUAAUGUUCAAGUCACAUCACAUCAACAGUGAUACUGAACUGUCAUGUGAAAAUGUACCGGUGCACUUUACUGCAUGGUUAACCCAGCAUGAACGGACUACAUGUAGAGCGGAGCAGGAACAGAAGAAACAUCAUCUUAAAAGUGAUUUCACAGGCAUGGAAUAAAAGCAAUGAAUCAAUUUUUAACUGCAUAAUAGUGAAGAGAUAAAAUAUUUUGAUAUGCAA